Molecule: messenger RNA, 423 nt
Organism: Dendrobium catenatum
Lineage: Eukaryota; Viridiplantae; Streptophyta; Magnoliopsida; Asparagales; Orchidaceae
Product: bZIP transcription factor 44-like
Exons: 1
Coding region: 1-423 (140 amino acids)
Biological process (GO): positive regulation of DNA-templated transcription
Cellular component (GO): nucleus
Molecular function (GO): DNA-binding transcription factor activity; transcription cis-regulatory region binding
Source: RefSeq, a predicted model, not a curated record
AUGGAGUUCGCUACAGGCGACCCUCCGCCACCCUCAGCUUCCGACCACCGCCGACUCCGCCGAAUGAUAUCGAACCGGGAAUCCGCCCGCCGUUCCCGAAUUCGAAAGCAGCGUCACCUCGAAGACCUCCGUAGCCGAGUCGGCCGCCUCCGUCUCGAGAAUCAUGCUAUCUCGGACAGAAUUUCCACCAUCUCCUGCAGCUCUGUCGUCCUCGCCCACCAGAACGAGCUUCUCCGUUCAGAGAUCACCGCACUCAACCGUCGCCUUUCCGACAUCCGCCGCAUCCUAUUUCUCCGGCAACUCCACCGCCUCUCAUCGCCACUCCCACCACCACCGCCAGCCACAUCUCCGUCUCCAGAUUCCGCCGCUGAAGCGGGCGGUCUGGUCGCCGGCAAAGAACCGAUCAUGGCUUCUUUCUCUUAG